Messenger RNA from Nasonia vitripennis (jewel wasp), 2921 nucleotides. RefSeq names its product merlin (gene Mer). Gene Ontology annotation, biological process: regulation of gliogenesis; regulation of organelle assembly; positive regulation of protein localization to early endosome. Lineage: Eukaryota; Metazoa; Arthropoda; Insecta; Hymenoptera; Pteromalidae. The record is from RefSeq and is a predicted model, not a curated record. The coding region runs from base 263 to 2194 and encodes 643 amino acids. The transcript has 9 exons. Gene Ontology annotation, molecular function: actin binding; cell adhesion molecule binding. Gene Ontology annotation, cellular component: adherens junction; plasma membrane; apical part of cell.
CAUAACACCCAGUGCAUUAUUACGUGUUUUUAAUCUCUCCCCGCCCGAGCGAGAGAUGACCAAAUGGACGGCUCUAGAACGAGUAGCGCAUACACACGAACGUUUGGCUGUUCUUGAUUUCAUCUGAUUAUAGGUUAAAUAACGAAUUACGAAAUGAUGACGCGCUCGCGUGCUCCGAAGUCAUUGUUGGCUGUUGAUUCGAGAGACUUUGAUUUAUAGUUUCAGCGGAGGACGACGAUGAAGAUGACAAAUGUAGCACACAAUGAAGAAUAAAAUGCCACAAUUCCGUAGGAAAAAAUCUACCAAAUCUUUUCCUGUCAAAGUUUGUACUCUAGAUGCCGAACUAGAAUUUAAUUUAGAGUGGCGGGCAACAGGAAGGGAUUUGUUUGAUUUAGUAUGUCGCACAAUUGGUCUUCGAGAAACAUGGUACUUUGGUCUUCAGUACGAAGACUCAAAAGGUUUCAUAUCAUGGUUAAAAUUAGACAAAAAAGUUCAAGAUCAAGGUAUUUCGCAACAGUCAACCACGCCAUUCAUGUUCCUAGCCAAAUUUUAUCCAGAAGAUGUGGCAGAAGAACUUGUACAAGAGGUGACGCAGCAUCUGUUUUAUCUCCAGGUUAAGCAGGCUAUUCUUUCUAUGGAUAUUUAUUGCCCACCAGAGGCUUCUGUAUUAUUAGCUUCUUAUGCUGUACAAGCAAAGUAUGGAGAUUAUGAUGAGGCAUCUUAUCAACCAGGAAUGCUCGCUAGUGAAGAUUUACUGCCACAGAGAGUUAUUGAUCAAUACCAAAUGACUCCUGAAAUGUGGGAGGAUAGAAUUAAAAUUUGGUAUGCUGAUCAUAAAACUAUGUCUAGAGAUGAGGCUGAAAUGGAGUAUCUAAAGGUUGCGCAGGAUUUGGAUAUGUAUGGUGUUAACUACUUUCCCAUAAGUAAUAAAAAGGAAACCAACCUUUGGCUUGGAGUAACUGCUUUGGGACUGAACAUUUACGAAAAGGAGAACAAGCUGACACCAAAGACGACAUUCGCAUGGUCGGAGAUCCGGCACAUAAGCUUCGACGACAAAAAAUUUAUCAUCAAGCCGGUCGACAAAUCAUCGCCGAACUUUGUCUUCUUCUCGCAGAAAGUUCGCAUGAACAAAUUGGUAAAGAAAAAGUCUGAUGUUGGGCGCUGGGUGAAGGGUGGCUUACAGGUAGCUUUAGGUAUGGACGAGCGUAAUAGUGACAAGGCUACUCGCGCCUUAUUUGUUAAGAUUCUGGACCUGUGCAUCGGCAACCACGACCUGUUCAUGAGACGACGCAAGCCGGAUUCCAUGGAGGUGCAGCAAAUGAAGGCGCAGGCCAAGGAAGAAAAGUCUCGGCGACAAAUUGAAAGGAAUAAGCUUGCUCGAGAAAAACAACUCAGAGAAGCUGCAGAAAGAGAAAAAGCAGCAAUGGAACAAAGGCUCUUGCAAUACCAAGAAGAAAUAAGACUUGCUAAUGAAGCACUUAGACGUUCUGAAGAAACAGCCGAUUUAUUAGCAGAAAAGAGCCGCGUAGCUGAAGAAGAAGCUAUGCUUUUGAGUCAAAAGGCAUCUGAGGCAGAGCAAGAAAUCACUCGAAUCAGGUUAAAUAACAUGAAAACCGAAGAGGAGAAGGUCCAUUUAGAGCAAAAAACUAGAGAUGCGGUUCGUCUUACAGAAAUGUUAGUACAAGAGUCCGAGAAACGAGCCCUAGAGGAGAAAAAAUUAAAAGACGAGCUUUUGCGAGCUCGGAUAGCCGAAAAAGAGGCAAAAGAAAAAUUAUUAGAAUUUUUAAGCAGAAAUCAUUACACUUCAGCAAUAGCGCCUGUACCGAAUCUAUUUCCAUCCACACAGGUACUUCCUUCCGAUUUGCAAGCAGAUUUGCAAACGCUUCAACUGGACUCGGAACCCUUGUCAUCUGAAGUUAAUUGUUACGAUUUGAUCGUGGAUGGAGACGCUGAUCAGCUUUCUUUAGAAAUUGAAAAAGAAAGAAUCGAUUACUUGGAAAAGAGUAAACAUUUGCAAGAACAAUUACGGGAUCUUCGAACUGAAAUCGCAGUGCUGAAAGUUGGUGAAAAACAAUGUGAACUAGAUCAACUUCAUGAAGAACAGGUACGACUUGGGGAAAACAAGUAUAGUACACUGAAGAAAGUCAAGUCAGGCUCAACGAAAGCCAGAGUUGCCUUUUUUGAAGAGUUAUAGUUUUUUAAAAGUAUUCGGCGCUAUAAUGUUUAUAUAGCAUGCUUUAUAUGUUUCAUAAUAGUGACUACUCUGGAAAAUACAAUCAAUAGCUGUUUUGCUAUUCUGGCAAUUGUGAAAUUCUGUAUUAUACGUAUGAUGUAAUUAGAUAUAUUAAUGUAUCUGCAUAUCGUUUGGAAAGCAAGACGCAGUGACUUAGGCUGUGGUAUCCAUACGCAUAUGAAAUCGCACACUAUUUGAAAACUGCGAAAUAGAAAUUAACAUACUCAUAGUUAUUUUGAUAUAGAAGUUUAAGCUUUUUAUACUAACUAUCGGUUUAUCUAUUUUUAAUUUUUAAAACGGUUACAGUAGGUAGGUCGUUUUGGUAAGCGUAUUUAUUAGGGAGUUUAUGAGUCUAGUUCGCAAAAUUAGAGAUAACUCAUUUUUAGAUUGUUCAAUAAGUGCCUCGCGGCGUCUUAACAAUUCUCGUUUGACUGUGCCUUUUAAAAUUGUUAAAAUACGUAUAUAAAUUAUAAAUAUCUGUGCUCUAUAAAAGACGAAAUUUAUUCGUCUUAUAUAUACUUGUAUUUACCCUGACAAUAUAUUUUGUUAUACUUUGGAGAGAAUGACUGAGAUGAUAAGUAAUGUGAGUCCAUUAAAUGGUGGACAUAAUUAUGUUAAAAAAUAUCAAGUGCCUUACAUUAUAUCUUACAAAAGUCAAUUUUAAUCAAUAAAGCCUAUGAAUUAUAUA